Messenger RNA from Pseudoliparis swirei, 5282 nucleotides. It is a transcript of the gene hspa12a, whose product is annotated as heat shock protein 12A. The record is from RefSeq and is a predicted model, not a curated record. Bases 222 to 2237 code for a protein of 671 amino acids. Lineage: Eukaryota; Metazoa; Chordata; Actinopteri; Perciformes; Liparidae. The transcript is spliced from 12 exons.
CCCAAAUCUCCUCCAUGUGCUCUUUCACGCCCUGUCCACACAGCGCAGGAAGCGGCGACGCGCAGCGGAAUCAAAGGUGCACGUCGAGAAUCAUCCGCGCCGGAGGCUGAACGCGAGAAGUUCCUCCUCAUUCGGCCCGGAGUCCCAGAGAAGCGGGGACCAUUGCCUGGUGCAGCUGUAUCGGGGAGAAGGCUCGGGAGGAGGUGACGCUGCGGGACGACAUGACCGAGAAGGACACCGCCACGGAGAAGAUACUAACAGACGCGAUGGCCAAUCCCUCUCCAGCAAAGAGCACGGGCGAGCCCGGGAUCACCCCGCUGUCUCCGUCUCACACUCAGCAGAACGACACGGACCAGGUGCCGUCGGGCCCGUCCUUCGUGGUGGUGGUCGCCAUUGAUUUUGGCACCACGUCCAGCGGUUACGCUUACGCCUUCACGAAGGAGCCCGAGUGCAUCCACACCAUGAGGCGUUGGGAGGGCGGGGACCCUGGGGUGUCCAAUCAGAAGACUCCCACCACGAUCCUGCUGACUCCAGACAGGAAGUUCCACAGUUUUGGCUACGCGGCGCGCGACUUCUACCACGACCUGGACCCCAGCGAGUCCAAACAAUGGCUGUAUCUGGAAAAAUUCAAAAUGAAGCUCCACACUACCGCAAAUCUGUCCAUCGACACAGACCUGCACGCAGCCAAUGGGAGGCGAGUGAAAGCUCUGGAUAUUUUUGCGUAUGCGCUGGCCUUCUUCAAGGAGCAGGCACUAAAGGAGCUGAGCGAUCAGACAGGCAGUGAGUUUGACAACAAUGACGUGAGAUGGGUGAUCACUGUUCCCGCCAUCUGGAAGAUGCCCGCCAAGCAGUUCAUGAGGGAAGCUGCGUAUAAGUCCGGCCUGGUGUCCCGUGAAAUCCCGGAGCAGCUGAUCAUCGCCUUAGAACCGGAGGCGGCGUCGAUCUACUGCCGCAAGCUCCGCCUCCACCAGAUGGUGGACCUGGCCUCCCAGAACGGCACCCAGAACGGCUGCAGCCCCACGGACAACGUGGGCAGCGGGAUGACCCAAGCAAAGGAGAAUGUCCGGCGCAACCGGCAGAGCCGCACCUUUUUGGUGGAAAAUGUCAUAGGGGAGCUUUGGUCGGAGCUGGAAGAAGGUGACCGCUAUGUGGUGGUGGAUUGUGGCGGAGGAACAGUGGACCUGACAGUGCAUCAGAUCCGUCUUCCAGAGGGACAUCUCAAAGAGCUCUACAAGGCCUCAGGCGGACCCUACGGCUCCCUCGGCAUUGACUAUGAAUUUGAGAAGCUGCUGUGUAAGAUCUUUGGCCAGGAUUUCAUUGACCAAUUUAAGAUCAAGAGGCCGGCGGCCUGGGUGGACCUGAUGAUUGCGUUUGAGUCUCGGAAGAGGGCAGCGGCCCCUGAUAGAACCAACCCCCUCAAUAUCAACCUGCCCUUCUCCUUUAUCGACUACUACAAGAAGUUCCGGGGCCACAGCGUGGAACACGCCCUGCGCAAAAGCAAUGUGGAUUUCGUGAAAUGGUCGUCGCAGGGGAUGCUGAGGAUGAGUCCAGAAGCUAUGAAUUCCCUCUUCAAGCCCACCAUAGACCACAUCAUCCAGCAUCUGACUGAUUUGUUCGAGAAGCCGGAGGUGAGCGACAUUAAGUUCCUGUUCCUCGUGGGAGGUUUUGCCGAGUCCUCCCUGCUGCAGCUGGCCGUCCAGAACAUGCUCCAGGGCCGCAGCCGCAUCAUCAUCCCGCACGACGUCGGCCUCACCAUCCUGAAAGGUGCCGUGCUGUUCGGCCUGGACCCCAGCAUCAUCAAAGUCCGCCGCUCGCCCCUCACAUACGGCGUGGGCGUCCUCAACCGCUUCGUGGAGGGCAAGCACCCGGCGGAGAAGCUGCUGGUGAAGGACGGCACGCGCUGGUGCACCGACGUCUUCGACACCUUCAUCGCCGCCGACCAGUCGGUGGCGCUGGGCGAGCUGGUGAAGCGCAGCUACACCCCGGCCAAGCCCUCCCAGCAGGUCAUCGUCAUCCACGUCUACUGCUCCGAGAAGGAGAAGGCGAGCUUCAUCAGCGAGCCCGGCGUCCGGAAGUGCGGCACGCUCCGCCUGGACGUGAGCGGGACGGAGAGCGCCGCGCCGCGCCGCGAGAUCCAGACGCUCAUGCAGUUCGGCGACACGGAGAUCCGGGCCAUGGCGGUGGACGUGUCCACCGGACGCACCGUCAAAGCCAGCAUCGACUUCCUGAGCCAGUGAGAAGAGAAGGAGAGAGGGCGAAGAAUGACGUCACGGUCGGGAACCAACGGAAAGGAAACAUAAGGCUUGCAACACGCACACGCACACACACACACACACAAGGUGGGGAUAUUUACUAUGAAGGGGUUAAUGAUGAUGAAUCUCGAGUCCCUCUCAGUUUAUAGUGUUGGAGGGAAUGGGCUUGAAUGUCGAAUCCAUGUGAGGAUGAGGGAGAGAAGAAGAGUCCGGAUGGGUUCUGGGGCCCCCUGAGGAGUUCAUAGACGGCGCGCCGAGGCUCCACACGGCAACGACAGAGGCCAUAGCGUACGACAGGACGGCCGUUCAGAUCCUCUCUGAGCGAUUCUCAAAUAGUCAGGAAAAAAACCGGGGGAAAAAAGACAUAAAAGUACCAUCCGCAUCCAGAAUGUGUCUUUGCACACCUCCCUUCUCAGACGCAGGUCAUUGCUUAUCCGCGCACGCAACAACAAAAAAGAGUCUGUACGCCGUGUCCUCGGGGUCGGGCGCGAGGUCUUUCACAAUCUCCGUGUGCUUCCCCAUCACUGCAGUGCCCAAGGCCAUACCUCUUGGUUUUGCAUGGGCCUUUUAGACUUUUUGAGUGUAAACUGUUAAUGCGUCACACUGAUGCCACGCCCCCUUCUUCCAGAAGAGUUGUAUCCAAAGACGUGCCUCACUCCAGAGAGCCUUUAGAAAAUAGUGGACAUGAGGUCGGCUCCGUUAUUCGUGGCGGUGCGUGAUGGAAACUGGACGUGGAUCAGUGGAUCAGUGGUGGGGGGGGGGGUAGUUAGAGUUUACCAAAUGCUCCAGAUUCACGAACACACAGCUAGAGUCUCCAGUCACCACCGGGUUUUGUUUUUUGUUCACGACCGUCAGAAUUCAUACGUUUCUCACCCCGUACCCGUGAUUUUUCAUGAAGAGGGCCCAUCGUGCAAAACCACCCGUGUGUUCCUCCGAGGCGAUCCGCCGCCGUCAACGCUGAAUCCAGGAAUGUGAACCGCGCCGCGAGCUAAAGUAUGCGCUUAUUGUUGCCUUUGUUUGUUUACGCUUCUGACUUAUUGAGAUGUGGAACAAAAGUCACGGGCCACGGUCGGGAGACGAGCGAUGAAGUAUGUUUAUUUCUGUAAAUACAGUAUUUAAAUAUUGUACAGAUGAGGUUUUUUUAGCAUUGUUCCUGCAGCUUUAGAACCAAGAGAGUGUGCGUGUGUGCAUGCGUGUGUGUGUGUGUGUGUGUGCUUUCACAUCUCCAGACAUUGUUUUCUCACCAGCCACAGCGGAGAGAGGCCGAGGCCGGCUCCAUAGAUCGCGUGUCGCCCGCUCGUCAUCUUUUCUUUUCUUUUUCCACAGUCACAAACAAAUAAACUUGAACGCCUCCGCCCUUAAAAAAAAAAAAAAAGAACUAUACAUUUUGAAAUGAUAACAGUGAAAUGUAAAUGUGUCCAGCUCCAUUUUCCAUCCCCACCCCGCAAGCCUGGAGGAGAGUUAAGUUCUGAAGGAAACUCACAGUGGAUUAUUGACACAGUCAAGUGGAAGUCAUAUGAAGACCAAGAGGCAUUUUAUUCUGAAAUUGUCGCUUUUUGUCAGACAUAGUCAGCAAUAAUGGACUUGAAAGCCACAUAACCAUAAGAUUAUGUUUAUGAGGAUUUAAAGUCUGAAGUAAAGAGUGCCUAGUAUGAAUACCGUGUGAUGUCAAGGAUCAUGAACCCUAUCCACACUUUAUAACGGAGGGCUGGUACCGAUGGCCAGAACCAGUACCCUCGACAGACCCCCCCGCCCCCCUUUUUCUAGAUCUGGAAACAAAGAGGAUCGAAUGCCGCUAUCGUUUAGAGAAGAAGUUCCGAGAGCACGUGGCACCGGGUCAUUUCGGGUACCGGUACAAUAGCUCCGGCACGGUCCGAACCAGUACGAAUCCAUGAGCGAGGGUCCAGAGCAUCGUCCCGGAACCGGGCCUUCGUCGCCUCGAAGGCCGGCGCUCUCCCUCAAGUAGUAGCAACGCAACUAAUUGCUGCAUUAACGUGGCGUUGGGAAGAUUUGUCUGUUCAAGAAAGUAAAAGAAAUAAAAUAAAAUGACAAAAAAAUAUGCAUUCCGACUAAAGACGAGCGCCUCGUCUUGAAGACGCUCGGACGGCAGAGACGCGAGACGCAGGCGACGAGCGCUGGAAUCGACCCGUUCGAUUGGACGGCAUCCAACGGGCCCGCCGCCGCCGCUCAAGCCAUUUCCUUCGUGUUCUCGUAGUUUGAACUGUCGUCUAAGUCACGGCGAGACGCCGCGGGGAUCCUGUCAUGCAUGCGCUGCAUGCGUCACGUAGGAACGACUCCACGGCAGACAAUUAGUUGAUUGCUAUUACUAAUGCACAGCGUCACGGUUUUACCACUGAUGGUGAUGAUGGUGGUGUUUUUCUGCCUGUGUCGGGGUCCCGCGGGCUCCGUGUGAUAUAACUCCCCGCCCACUUUACCGAUAACUCACCGACUCGGCUCGCGUUCCCUUCCACGCGUCUCCGUGCUCGCGGGACGACGUCGAGUGGAAAGGAGGGUUUAUUAACACGUGUUUUCUCGCGUUUUAUUCGGCCGGAUGAUUUACGAUGUAACGCAAGCCGUGAGUGUCGCGCGGUGUUCGGGACGCUCGUCGCGCAGCAGCUUUAAACGUACGAAGGCUCGUCGAGCCGGGCCUCCCCGAGGUCCACCGGGCCGAGGUGAGGGCGUGGUCGAGGUCGCUUAGCAUCAUUUAAAAAGUAACUGCUUAACACUAAAUCUAAAAUACACAAUCGUUCAGAAUAUGUUACCGCUUAGAAUGAUUGAGCUUCUAGUUAGGAUCAUCUCAGCCACUCUGAGACGCAACACAGUGCACACGCUGUUCUUCUACUUCUUUAUUGAUGAUGCAAAGGAUUUGUUCUUUUCUUCUUCUUUUUUUAAAUCUUGAGUUACUGAAAUGUCUUUUUUUUCCCUUCUUUUUUCUUUUUCCACACAGUUAUGGGUGUAUUUCAAUCAAUGCCAGGUAUUCACUGUCAAGACUGUCACCAAUAAAAUCUAAGUGUAUUUCAAGAGAACAUU